Messenger RNA from Cryptosporidium ubiquitum, 2895 nucleotides. Its product is annotated as gamma adaptin. Gene Ontology annotation, cellular component: membrane coat; AP-1 adaptor complex; Golgi apparatus. NCBI's taxonomy places the organism in Eukaryota, Apicomplexa, Conoidasida, Eucoccidiorida, Cryptosporidiidae. Gene Ontology annotation, biological process: intracellular protein transport; receptor-mediated endocytosis; Golgi to vacuole transport. Gene Ontology annotation, molecular function: clathrin-cargo adaptor activity. The record is from RefSeq and is a predicted model, not a curated record. The coding region runs from base 1 to 2895 and encodes 964 amino acids. The transcript has a single exon.
AUGUCAAUAAAGCUACGUGAACUAAUUAGACAAGUUAGAAGCUGCAAAACAGCGGCUGAAGAAAGGUCUAUAAUAUCAAAAGAAUGUGCACAUAUAAGAGCACUCUUUAAGGAAGAUGAAAAUCAAUAUAGACAGAGAAAUAUUGCAAAGUUAUUAUUUAUUCAUAUGCUUGGAUACCCAAGCCAAUUUGGGCAAGUUGAAUGUUUAAAACUGAUUGCUAGCAAUAAGUUUUGUGAAAAAAGAAUUGGAUAUCUAGCCAUAUGUCAAUUAUUAGAUGAAGAUUCUGAAAUUUUGUUACUAGCAACCAAUAGUAUUAAGAAUGAUCUCAAUCACUCAAAUCAAUAUAUUAAUGGACUUGCACUUUCUGCUAUAGCUAACACAGCUCCUAAAGAAAUGUGUAGAGCAGUUUUCAGAGAAGUUAGUGAACUUUUACUUGUUGGAAAUCCAUUCAUUAAAAAGAGAGCAUUACUUGCGUCAGUACAUAUAAUUAGGGUUCUUGAGGAUGCAGAAAUUGAAUCAUUUAUUAAUUGUAUCCCUUCUCUUCUUGAGGAUAAACAUCAUGGAGUUCUUUUAGGUACAUGUCAUAUGAUCAAUUCAAUAAUACAAUAUCAUCCUGAACACAUUGAAACUUUAGGACCUUUUGUACCUCUUCUGGUAAAAAUAUUAAGUACAAUUAGCAUGGCAGGAUAUCUUAAUUCUAUGGAAUAUGACAAUGGAGGUGUCACUGAUCAGUUUCUACAAGUACACAUACUAAUUGCAAUUGGUGAUCUAAGAACUGUAAUUGGAGAUGAUAUUAAAGAAAACAUUUGUGCUGUGCUUGCUCAGUUGUUAACCAAUACUGAUAAUUCCAAAAAUGGUGGUAACUCUAUUUUAUAUGAAUCAGUUAGAACUAUUACCAAAUUAUUACCAUAUAUUAAUGAGGACGGAUUAUAUAUGUUAGCCGUUAAUACUGUGACAAAAUUCUUACAGAAUACCGACUUGAAUAUCCGCUUUGUUGCUCUUGGAUUACUAGAAAACAUGAAAGAGUUUCCAAAUAAUUCCAAUAAUUCUUUAAUUAUUUCAAAUAAUAAUGAAGCCUUAAAUGGUAGUAAUAAUACUGGUAAUGAGAAUACACAUGCAGGUUUGGCGCCACAUCAUACAUUAAUUUUAGACUGUCUAAAGGACUCGGAUUCAUCGAUAAAGCUCAGAGCAUUAAAAGUUCUAUUUUCAUUAAUAAACGAAAGUAAUAUAAAGAUUUUUAUCAAGGAACUACUUAAUGCAUUAUUAAUUUCUACGGAAAAUGAAGAGAUGGAUUUCUCUAUAGAAUUGGCAACAGGGAUGUGUAUGGCGGUAAGAAAAUGCAAGCAUUUAAACCCACAAUGGUAUAUUGACACUUAUAUUAAAUUGUUUUGCUUAGCCGGAAAUAUAAUUAAAGAAGAAGAAAGGGAUUAUUUUAUUUCAUAUCUUUCUUCUUUAAAUGAUUCAAGCAUUCAUUCAUAUACUGUCAAAAAGUUGUAUCUGUCUCUAUUAUCUAGAAAUGACCAGAUUUUACUAAUCCAAGUUACUUUGUGGGCAAUAGGUGAAUAUUCUCAGUAUUUGUUUACUAAUAAUAAUGGAAUUGACUCUUUUGAAGAUAAUAAAUCUUUAGAUUCCUCAGAAAUUGAUAUUUCUGAAGAAUCUAUUAUUAGUAUGAUUGAAAGUAUUUUAAUCAGCAAUACAAGAGAAAUCUCCAAUAGCAACUACUCACUGUCAUUAUCAGGAGUCAAUAAUUUAUGUAUUGAUUACUCUCAUCCGAUUAAAGGAGUUGGAAUUUACAGCUCUAUUAACUCCAUAGAGACCACGAUUAACUUUGCAUUAGUAGCUUUAAUUAAGUCCAGUAUUAGACUGAAGGCUCAAAAAGAUAAAAUCCUAAAACUUAUUCAAAGCCAAGUAUCAUCUUCCUCAGUAGAAAUUCAACAGAGAGCUUUAGAAUAUAUGCAAAUUUUGAACUCUAACUGGGAUUCUAAUAGAAACAAAAUUCUUAAUCCUAUUCCAGUAUUUGACAUUUCAAAUCUUCAUUCUAAUGAGACCAGAUCAAAUAGUUACAAUAACAUUAAUGCUUAUAAUUCGCCAAAGAAAAACAAGAAUGAAAAUGUAAACACCAGUUCCAACAAUAACAAUCUUGUAACAGAUCUUUUGGACCUUGAUUCCAAUAUUAAUGAAGUAGCACCCAAUACAAGUAACAAUAAUCUUAAAUAUAGGGAUAAUUUGAAUAUUAAUAGCUCAAAAGUUGAAUCGAAUAGUGGUGACAUUUUGGAUUUAUUUGACAGCUUGACAAGUAAUAAUGCAAAAACAAAUCCUAGUAGUUUCAAUACAUCAAAUCUCGUGAUCCCUGCUUCUGCAUCUGCUUCUUUUAUAAAUUCCAAUACUAAUUCUACCAGUAAUAAUAACUUACUUUACUUUAACGAGGAAAAACCUGCUCCAACUAUAAAAAGCUCCCCGUUUGAGGACCUCAUUGACUUCAAUAAGCUUGAUUUAGCACCUUCUUCAGCCCCAAAUAAUAAUUUAAACUCUGUUGAGACUAUUAAAAUAUACGAAAAUAAAGAUAUUAGAAUUACUUUUGACAUAUCCAAAAACAGAUUCAACCAAAAAGAAACCAACUUUACUGCAAAAUAUUUUAAUAUUUCUGGAAUCGAUAUAUCAAAUUUUAAACUGGAAAUUGCAGUUCCAAAAUAUCUUAAUAUUCACCUUGAGACUGCUUCAAGUAGCCAUCUUCCCUCUAAUAACUUCAAUUCUCCAGUAAAACAAGAAAUUAAAGUAACAAAAAAUGGGGAUGAUAAUAACCAAAUACUAAUGAAACUUAGAAUUAAUUAUAAUAUCAACAAUAACCAAGUUACUGAAUAUUCUAAUGUCAAUAAUAUUCCAAAUAAUUAUUAA